CCGUUGCUGCGGCGCCGUCGGAGCGCCGUCGCGCUGCAGCCUGGGAGGAGAUUGGGCUGUGCAGCGGCAGGCGGUGCGGGUUACAAUGACUGCAUCAAAUAAAGCAUUGGAGCUUCAGCUGCAGAUAAAGCAAAAUGCUGAAGAACUGCAGGAUUUUAUGAGAGAAUUGGAGAGCUGGGAAAAGGAUAUUAAAGAAGUUGAUUCUGAAUUGAGGAAACAGAGUGGUGUCCCAGAAGAGAAUUUACCACCCAUUCGAAACAAAACUUUUAAGAAAAAGAAGAAAAGCAAAAGUAAAGUCCCAUCAAAGACAACCACUGAGGAAAACAAGAAAAACAAGAUCAAGUCUUAUGAUUAUGAAGCUUGGGGAAAACUCGAUGUGGAUAAAAUACUGGAAGAACUUGAUAAAGACGAUAGUACUCAUGAUUCUGUAUCUCCAGAAUCAGACUCUGAAGAAGAUGGAAUUCAUAUAGAUAAAGAAAAGGCUCUUGCAGAGAAGGAAAAGGGUAACAAAUACUUUAAACAAGGAAACUUUGAUGAAGCUAUAAAGUGCUACACUAAAGGGAUGCAUUCUGAUCCAUUCAAUCCAGUACUGCCUACAAACAGAGCAUCUGCUUUUUAUAGAAUGAAAAAGUUUUCUGUUGCAGAAUCUGAUUGCAAUUUAGCACUUGCUUUAGAUAAAAAUUAUACAAAGGCUUAUGCCAGAAGAGGGGCUGCUCGUUUUGCUUUGAAAAAUUUUCAAGGUGCUAAAGAAGAUUAUGAAAAAGUUUUAGAGCUGGAUGCCAACAACUUUGAAGCAAAAAAUGAACUGAAGAAAAUAGAACAGGCUCUAUCAUCUGAAAGCUCAAAACAAAAAGAGUUUGAAGAAGCAGCCAAAUCAGAAUUAACAGACAAUGAGAGAAGGUGCAUUGAAGAAGAGCAGCUCAAGCAGAAGGCUGUUAUAGAAAAAGAUUUGGGUAAUGGUUAUUUCAAAGAAGGAAAGUAUGAGGCUGCUAUAGAGUGUUAUACACGUGGUAUAGCAGCAGAUGGCACCAAUGCACUUCUGCCAGCUAACAGAGCCAUGGCCUAUCUCAAGAUACAGAAAUAUGAAGAGGCAGAAAAUGACUGUACACAAGCUCUUCUGUUAGAUGCAUCAUACUCUAAAGCUUUUGCUAGAAGAGGAGCUGCAAGAGUUGCUCUUGGAAAGCUAAAAGAAGCUAUGCAAGAUUUUGAAGCUGUUUUGAAGCUGGAACCUGGAAAUAAACAAGCAAUAAAUGAACUCACUAAAAUAAGGAAUGAAUUAGCUGAGAAAGAACAGUCAUGUCAUGAAGAAUAUCCUCCAGAAUUGAUAAAAGAAUCCGAAAUAAAAAAUGUAGUGAAACUCAUUCAUAAUCCAUUAAAUCAGAGAUCAACAAAGCCUUUGCGGAGAAUAGCCAUUGAAGAAGUUGAUGAUGACAUGCUGAGUAGUGAUUUCUCCAGCUCUUCUUCUUUAGUUCAUAACUGGAAGAAUUCAGUGAAUAUUGAAACAACAGAGAAUCUAGAUCAGGACAAUCAGUUAACUUCAGUGGACAUUCCAAAAGCAAAGCAAUUGAAAAUCGAAGAAAUCACAGAUGUGUCGUCACCACAGCUUCCUGCUGGUGUCAAAGGAAUUUCAUCAGUAUUGCAUCCAUCUGUGAACAAGCAGAUAGAUAGAGAAAGCAAAACAUCAUUUAGAUCUGCAUCUCCAGUCCCUGCCAUUCCUGCAAAUUCUUUCCAGCUUGAAUCUGAUUUCAGGAAGUUGAAAGAGUGCCCAGAAAAAAUGUACUUGUACCUGAAGCAAAUAGAGCCUUCGAUUUAUCCAAAACUGUUCCAGAAAUCCCUAGAUCCAGACUUGUUCAACCAGAUAAUGAGAAUUCUACAUGACUUCUACAUUGAGAAAGAGGAGCCAUCACUCAUCCUUGAAAUCCUCCAAAGGCUAUCUGAAUUAAAAAGAUUUGAUAUGGCAGUAAUGUUUAUGUCAGAAUCAGAGAAGAAAAUUACACAGGUACUAUUCAGUCAUGUGAAACACAUGGGAUUGAAAGAUGCUUCUGUUGAAGAACUGGAGAAGAAAUACGCCGUAUUCUCUUAGUGAGUUUCCUGACAACUACACGUGUGAAUUGCUCUGUUUCCAUGCUUCCGUCAUGUUGAACUCAGCUGAAGAAUCCUAUAAAGACUGGAGUUUGGUUGCUUUUGUAUAUGUGGUUAGAUUCUUAAAGUUAAUUCAUCCAAAUGGCCAGUGCCUGGAGAGAGAAUUUCUUAGUUCUGCAGACACAUUUACUUUCCAGCACCUGAAACAAUACAGAUUUACUUAUCUUCAGUGGAAUCUGUUAAAAAAUGAUGAAUAGUGUUCCAGAUUGCAACUGCAGAUGGAGAUCUUUAUUAAAAAGAAAAAAAUUAUAUUUAUGAACAUUCUUUUGGUAAGAAUCAAAUGAUGUGUAAGAUUUUUUUUUUUUAUUUCAGAAAAUAAAAUAAAUGUUGAGCUAAAAUAUCA
Messenger RNA from Lagopus leucura (white-tailed ptarmigan), 2485 nucleotides. RefSeq names its product RNA polymerase II associated protein 3 (gene RPAP3). The transcript has 17 exons. Gene Ontology annotation, molecular function: protein binding. The record is from RefSeq and is a predicted model, not a curated record. The coding region runs from base 86 to 2083 and encodes 665 amino acids. Lineage: Eukaryota; Metazoa; Chordata; Aves; Galliformes; Phasianidae.